AAGUUGAGGUAUGCCCAGGAUCUAAAGAGAUAGAGAGUAGUGGACGAACGAUGUCUGCGACAACAACACCAUCUCUCUCUCUUUCAAAUUUCAGACCAAGAUUCCAAAGUCCAGCAAAAACCCACCAGUUAUCUCCACUCUCCUGGUCUGUCUCAAGGAGAAAGAUCUUAUCUUCUAACAGACAACAAGCACCUAGUGUUCUUCUUCUUAAUCAGGAAAAAAUCCAACUAUGGAGAUUCUCUGCAACUCCAGAGGAAAUUUCCCAGGAGAUCGUUUCUUCUGAUUCUUCUUCUUCUGAAGCCAUUGUGUCUAGUGGUGGUCAAGACGUUUUUGCUUUGAUUAUUCAAGUGCUUCUCAUUGUCGCUUUUCUUGCUCUCACUGUUCUCACCAUUGGUGUUGUGUACAUCGGAGUGACUGAAUUUCUAGGGAAGAGGGAGAGAGAGAAGUUUGAGAAAGAAGAGGCAGCAAAGAGAUCUAAGAAAAGUGGAAAGAAGAAAGCAACGAGAGCCAAAGCUGGACCAAGAGGUUUCGGUCAGAAGAUUGAAGAUGACGACAUUGACAUUGAUCUUGAAUGAUUUUUUAUUUCCAUUGUUAGAGAGACGAGUCCGAUUAUAGUUGUAAUGCUCUGCGAUCUAAUCAAAUGUUUCUUGCGUAA
Molecule: messenger RNA, 655 nt
Organism: Eutrema salsugineum
Lineage: Eukaryota; Viridiplantae; Streptophyta; Magnoliopsida; Brassicales; Brassicaceae
Exons: 2
Coding region: 51-575 (174 amino acids)
Source: RefSeq, a predicted model, not a curated record